UGUUUACGCGCCCGGUCGUCGUCUCGCUCUCGCCGCAAUCCUCCUGCUCCUCCCGCAUCGUCGUCCCAAAUCCCCAAUUCCUAAACCCUAGCGGAUCGGGAACAAUCGCCCGCGACGAUGCCGUCGGCGGCUGCGGGUCCCGUGGCGGUGGCGGUAGCGCUGGCGGGGAAGGCUUCGUCGCCGGCGGCCUUCGCGGCCCCAUCCAUGGAGAUCUCGCCGGACCUGUACCCGACGGAGGACGACCUGCCCUACGAGGAGGAGAUCCUGCGGGAGCCGUUCAAGCUCAAGGGCUGGUGGCGCUACCUCGUCGCCCGCGCCGCCGCGCCGUUCCCCAAGCGCGCCGUCAUCUACGAGCGCGCGCUCAAGGCGCUCCCGGGCAGUUACAAGCUCUGGCACGCCUACCUCCGGGAGCGCCUCGACCACGCGCGCCCGCACCCGGUCUCCCACCAGGCAUACACGGCGCUCAACAACACCUUCGAGCGCGCCCUCGCCACCAUGCACAAGAUGCCCCGCGUCUGGGUCCUCUACCUCACCUCGCUGCUCGACCAGCGCCUGCUCACGCGCGGCCGCCGCUCCUUCGACCGCGCCCUCCGCGCGCUGCCCGUCACCCAGCACGACCGCAUCUGGCCGCUCUACCUCCGGCUCGCCUCGCUCCCGGCGUGCCCUGCCGAGACGUCGCUCCGCGUGUUCCGCCGCUACCUCCAGUACGACCCUUCCCACGCCGAGGACUUCAUUGAGUUCCUUGUCUCCGCUAAGCGCUGGCAGGAGGCUGCUGACCGCCUGGCCUCUGUGCUCAAUGACGAUGGUUUCCGCUCCGUCAAGGGGAAGACUAGGCACCAGCUCUGGCUUGAGCUUUGUGAGAUCCUUACCAAGCAUGCCGAUGAGGUCGCUGGGCUAAAGGUGGAUGCCAUACUGCGGGGCGGGAUACGCAAGUUCACUGAUGAGGUUGGCAAGCUUUGGACCUCACUGGCUGAUUACUAUGUCAGGAGGACCCUCUAUGAGAAGGCAAGGGAUGUCUUCGAGGAGGGAGUUGCUUCAGUGAUGACAGUGAAGGAGUUCAGUGUUGUCUUUGAGGCAUAUACGCAAUUUGAGCAGAGUAUGCUUGCGGCAAAGCUGGAGGCAGCUGAAGAGGAUGACGAUGCAGGGAGUGACGAGGAUGACGAAGGAGGCAGGAAGAAUGGGGUGGAGAAGCAAUCGAUGAAAUAUCUUGCAGGCUGUUGGUUGAAUGAUGAAGAUGAUACUGACUUGAGGCUGGCAAGGUUUGAGCGGUUGUUGGAUCGCAGACCAGAGCUCCUUAGCAGUGUACUAUUGAGGCAGAAUCCACAUAAUGUGGAAGAGUGGCACAGGAGAGUAAAACUUUUCGAAAAGGAUCCUGCAAAGCAAGGAGCCACAUAUGUUGAGGCUGUGAGAACUGUGGACCCGAUGAAGGCAGUUGGGAAACCCCAUACUCUAUGGGUGGCAUUUGCAAAGAUGUAUGAGAAACACAAUCGUUUAGACAGUGCUGAAGAUAUCUUUAAAAAGGCCACACAAGUGAACUAUAAGGCAGUAGACCAUUUGGCUACGAUUUGGUGUGAGUGGGCGGAGAUGGAGCUCCGCCACAAUUACUUUGACAAGGCAAUUGAACUCAUGAGAUUAGCAACGGCAGAGCCCUCUGUCGAGGUGAAGAGGCGAGCUGCUGCUGAGGGGGACGAGCCUGUCCAGCUGAAAUUACAUAAAUCUCUAAAAUUAUGGAGUUUCUAUGUGGAUCUGGAAGAGAGCCUUGGAACCUUGGAAUCAACCCGUUCUGUUUAUGAGAGAAUAUUGGAUUUAAGAAUAGCCACGCCGCAAAUCAUACUCAAUUAUGCAUAUCUCCUUGAGGAGCACAAGUAUUUUGAAGAUGCAUUUAAAGUGUAUGAAAGAGGCGUAAAAAUAUUCAAGUAUCCCCAUGUUAAGGAUAUUUGGGUGACCUACCUCACAAAGUUUGUAAGGAGAUAUCAGAGAAGCAAGUUAGAGCGAGCAAGAGAGCUGUUCACUGAAGCUGUCCAAAAGGCUCCGCCAGAGGAAAAGAAGGCCUUAUAUUUGCAAUAUGCUAAACUGGAGGAAGAUUAUGGCCUUGCAAAACGUGCGAUGAAUGUAUACGACGAAGCUGUAAGGGCUAUUCCUAACAAUGAAAAGAUGGGUAUGUAUGAAAUAUACAUAGCACGUGCUGCGGAACUUUUCGGUGUUCCAAGGACCCGACAAAUAUAUGAGCAAGCCAUAGAAUCUGGCCUCCCAGACAGAGAUGUGAUGACAAUGUGCAUGAAGUUCGCGGAGCUUGAAAGAAACCUCGGAGAAAUUGACCGUUCGCGUGCCAUCUAUGUCCACGCUUCCAACUAUGCUGAUCCAAACUCUCAUCCAGAGUUCUGGAAGAAAUGGAACGAUUUCGAGAUCCAACAUGGCAAUGAAGAUACAUUUAGGGAGAUGCUUCGCAUCAAACGAACAGUGGCCGCUAGCCGCAGUCAGACGCAUUUCAUACUUCCAGAGUACUUGAUGCAGAGGGACCAGAGGCUAAACCUGGAUGAGGCAGUUGACACUCUGACGCGUGCUGGUGUCCCUCAGGAUGAGAUGGCAGCCUUGGAAAGGCAACUAGCUCCAUCCACAGCACCAUCAGCAGCAGCAGCUCCAAGCACCAGUACAACUCCUGCAAACAGGAUGAUGAACUUUGUCAGUGCUGGAGUAGAGGCACGGGCUGAGAGCAGCACACAGCAGGCUGCUAACAAUGAGGACAUUGAGCUGCCUGAUGAUGAGAGCGAUGAGGAGGAGGAUGUCCAAAUCGCGGAGAGGAGUGUUCCUGCUGCCGUGUUUGGAGAGCUCGGCAAGAGAGCUGCAGAGAAUAGGGAGGAAAGCUCUGGUGCUCAGGAGAACGAGCAGCAGCUGGGCGCCCUCGAGAGAAUUAAGCGAAGACGCCAAUAGGCUAUCACUGUUAAUCCAAGCACGCCAUUAUCUGGAGUGAGCUUAUUGAUGUUGUAGUACAUGUUAACAUGUUCUUGUUGGCGUUUGCCCUUGUAAAAGAAUUUUUUCGGAAGUUAAUCCGGUAUUGAUAUGAGACCCUUUUUUGUGUACAAACUACACGUUUUGGGUCUGUGAACAUGUUCUUGUUGGCGUUUGCCCUUGUAUGCCCAUCCUUUUCCAGAUUUUUUGUUUGUUGAUUCACAGGUAUGAACACUGGAGCUGUGAUAACGUCCUUUGGUUUAGGAAUUUGUACUGAGAAGUAUAAGCUGAUAAAUAUUAAAUAUUUGUCUUCAAUA
Molecule: messenger RNA, 3266 nt
Organism: Brachypodium distachyon (stiff brome)
Lineage: Eukaryota; Viridiplantae; Streptophyta; Magnoliopsida; Poales; Poaceae
Product: pre-mRNA-splicing factor SYF1
Exons: 7
Coding region: 118-2931 (937 amino acids)
Biological process (GO): generation of catalytic spliceosome for first transesterification step; mRNA splicing, via spliceosome
Cellular component (GO): U2-type catalytic step 2 spliceosome; post-mRNA release spliceosomal complex; Prp19 complex
Molecular function (GO): protein binding
Source: RefSeq, a predicted model, not a curated record